Adelges cooleyi (spruce gall adelgid) is the source of this 1727-nucleotide messenger RNA. RefSeq names its product acetyl-CoA acetyltransferase, mitochondrial (gene Acat1). NCBI's taxonomy places the organism in Eukaryota, Metazoa, Arthropoda, Insecta, Hemiptera, Adelgidae. The record is from RefSeq and is a predicted model, not a curated record. Gene Ontology annotation, molecular function: acetyl-CoA C-acetyltransferase activity. Gene Ontology annotation, biological process: fatty acid beta-oxidation. The transcript has 9 exons. Bases 281 to 1522 code for a protein of 413 amino acids.
UUCACAGGCCAAAGGGCAAGGUCUUGUUUCCAAGUUGCAUCUAUAUUCUAUAUUCUAUUAUAUUUCUACUUCCGUAUAGUAAAAUAUAUACUGUUUGAAACAUUAAAUUUUUGUAUAAGUUCAUUUUAAUCAAACAUUGAUUUUGUAAAACUAUAAAAUUACCAAAACUAGAAUAUUCUCAAUUUUCAAUUACUGAAUUACUUACCUAUAACCUACUAAUUCAAGGUUGUUGAUUAAAUUCAGUUGCAUAAGUUGUAUAAAAAAUUACCAACAAGUAACAAUGGGGCUCUUAACCAAAAAGAUUUUCGUGAAGUCUGCUAAAAGAUAUAUAUCGACGUCAUCAGUCAUGUUGAAAGAUGUAUUUAUUGUUAGCGUAGCGCGAACUCCAAUUGGCUCUUUCGGAGGGUCUCUGAAAAGUUUGUCUGCUACCAAACUAUGCGCUGUAGCAAUUCAGGCUGCUGUCGAGCGGUCUGGUUUUUCCAAAGACGACAUACAAGAAGUAUUUUUGGGCAAUGUGUGUCAAGGUGGUGUCGGACAAGCACCAGCUAGGCAAGCAACAAUAUUUGCCGGAUUACCUAAAUCUACCAUUUGUACAACCAUCAACAAAGUUUGUGCUUCCGGCAUGAAGUCCAUUAUGUUAGGUUCGCAAAGUUUAUUGUGUGGCCAUCAAAAUAUCAUUGUUGCCGGAGGCAUGGAAUCCAUGUCGAACGUACCAUUUUAUCUAGCAAGAGGAGAUACAAAAUAUGGCGGAGUUAAUUUAUCGGAUGGAAUAGUUUUCGACGGUUUGACCGAUGUCUACAAUAAAAUACACAUGGGAAGUUGUGCAGAAAAUACUGCCAAACAAUGUGGCAUAACGAGAGAUCAGCAAGAUGAGUUUGCCAUAAGUAGUUACAAAAAAAGUGCUGAAGCUUGGAAACAAGGUGCUUUUUCUGAAGAAAUUGUACCCGUUAAUGUACCUCAGAAAAAAGGCAAACCUGACUUAAUCGUAUCGGAAGAUGAAGAAUUCAAAAGGGUUGAUUUUGAUAAGUUUAAGAAAUUAAACACUGUUUUCCAAAGAGAUAAUGGAACGGUAACUGCCGGUAAUGCAUCGACAAUAAACGAUGGUGCAGCAGCCUUAGUGUUGACUGACGAAGUGACUGUUGCGAAAACCAACGUGAAACCUUUAGCGAGAAUUGUUGCUUUUGAAGACGGUGCUACUGAUCCAAUAGACUUUCCGAUAGCUCCAGCAGUUGCCAUACCAAAAUUAUUAAGUAAAAGUGGACUGUCCAUUAAUGAUAUCGCAUUAUGGGAAAUAAAUGAAGCGUUCAGUAUAGUCGUUUUGGCUAAUAUACUCAAACUAGAUAUUGAUCCGACCAAAGUUAAUAUUCAUGGCGGUGCCGUCAGCUUGGGUCAUCCUAUUGGCAUGUCAGGUGCUAGAAUUGUAAUACACUUGGCUAAAGCUCUGAAACCCGGACAAAAAGGAGUAGCUUCGAUUUGCAAUGGCGGUGGCGGAGCAUCAUCAAUUCUCAUAGAACGGUUGUAAUAAAAAAAAAAAAAAUGUUAAAAUUUAGUUUAAAUUUACCUUUUGGCCUUUACCAGCAAUUUUGCCAAUGAAGUAAUUGCGUGGGACGACUGAGACAUAUUUUUAAAAUUUAAAAUCGUGAUAAAUACGUUAUUGAUAUUAUUUUGCAAUUAUAUUUACAAGUAUGUAAUUUUACAAAUAAAAAAAUAUUAUUGUUUUGCACAGA